AUGCUGCUCCAGAGACUGGGGAACCUGCUCACCCUGGCCCAGUGGGCGAGGAGACAUCUCAGUUCAGCCCACCUCUGGCACGGUGUGGGGGUCCCGUGUGUGGUGUGCAGGGAUACAUACGGCUCCUCAGAAGUCAGACGUGGCUGUUGGAAUCGAGCGCACAGGGCUCUGAGGCAACACAUCUGGCUGGGACGGCUGGUUCAGUGGUGGGGCAUCAUGGGGCUCUUGCCCAAAUACCCUGAGGCUCACGAGGUGAAACGCAUCUCUCAGAUGUGGAAGGAAAUGGAUCACAGCCAUCGAAAAGCUUGUCUUGAGACACUUGGAUGGGAGGAGGUAGGAGUGGAAAGAUGGAGCUCUUUCAUCCAGGGUAUGGUGACUCAGCUGAACAAACAGCAUGGCUGUUUUUGGACUUCUGAGGACUGCACAGAUCAGUUCUACCCUCCUCCUAAUCUGCAGGCCCUGCUGAAGCUUGUGCUGGUGCCUCAUAUCGACCACAUGUCAGUCCAGGCAAUUCUCAUGUAUUUCAUUCUGGACAUGGCGAAUUUCCUGCAGUGCAAAGAUGACCUCCUACAAGCUUUCUGUCAUGCCUUCACAAUUCCUUCCAGCUUUUCCCAACAAAUUAGGGCCCUGUGGAUGCUUGAUCAUGGACACGUCAAGGCCUCCAUGGAGCUGCUGCUGAGCCCCAGGGCUGCUGUCCCCUGGCUCUCCUGGCAGCAUCGUUGCAUCAUCCACUGCCUGCUGGCGAGGAAGCAGCCUCAGUUGGCGUUAAGGUACCUCAACUGGACCACGCCUGCAAUGGAGAGUGCCGAGGAUGCCAAGCUCUGUGCAGAUGUGCUACUUCAAAACAGUUAUGUCUCUGAUGCCUGGGCUCUGCUGAAGAGAAGCCACACAGAAAGUGAUGACAUGGUCGUGCACUUCCUCCAGGCGUGUGAAGGAUUUGGUCUGUUUGCAGAGGCUUUAAAGUACAUUCCUGAAGGAUAUAAUGGUGAAGGAGACAAUGGUAGGAUUGAGACUGCAGGCUCACAGUUGCUACUUAUAGAGAAAGACUGUUCAGGAGGGAGGCCACCCUGUCCGCUAUCCGCCAAACUGUAUCAGGCUCAGAAAGUGAACUCAGUGUCCUCAGAGGAACUUGUCAAACUAGUCAGAAAGGCCGUGAUGGAAGUGAGAGAACUACAUCCCAAGAUAAGUGAGGUAGUGUGGCCAGAGCGCACAGAGAGAAAAUUAAAAAGUAGAGAGAUGUUUCUGUCAACCCAGGCUCUGCGUCGUCUCACGCCCAGCCCAUCCCCGGUAGACAUGGCUGGUGGAACAGAGUACACAGCACAAGCAGAUGAACCAGAAGAGGAACAACCUGUCAUUGAUAAUCAAUCUGAGACACCAGAGUACAUUUCUUCCUCCGAGUCCCCACUUGUAGAGGAUCUGAGCUCUGAGUCCGUCUCCUCCUUCACCUCGGCCUCCUCAUUGCCUCUGUUGAGACAGGACCGUCCUUACGUGUAUCAGAGUACCUUGACUCUGCAGAGGAUCUCGUCUCUCCUCACUGAUGGAGAGAACCAAAGCAGGGAGGAGGAAGAGGAAGAAGAAGGAGAAGAAGAAGAGAGCAGAGCCCCUUCAUCAUCGGAUGUCUUGAUAGAUUGCCCUGAGCCAACAGUGACACUAGAUGGCACCACAGACCUUAAUUCCCUCAGCAACUUGAACAAAGACAGUCUGGUUGAGCUGAUGCUCUCAGGAGAGGAGAAAAUGGCCUGCUGUAAAGGUGUGUCUGAAGAAAAUGUUCAUGGUCUCCCAAAUGUCAGCACUCUAUGGAGCUCUGGAGUGUCACUCAACCAAGACGACCAAUCAGAUUGCAUCCCUCCUCAGAGUUUAAGCUUUAGUGGGGCAGCCACACCUGACCGUUUCCUGGAAAAGGAACUUCAUCAGGAAGCAUGUGAGCAUCGUCAGCUAGAGGAAGCAGGGGGAUGCUUCACUCAAGGAUUCCACGAUGUAGUGGACCAAUUUGAGAGCCUAACUUCCUGUGCCCUGUUUGAAACCACUCAGGAUCUACUGUCUGACCUUCACCAGAGCCUUCAGAUAGAAGAGAGUACAGACUGUAGCUCAGGGGCCUCAGCAGGGAUGAGUGAGCCAGGAAGCUCCCUCCUCACCCCUGUGUGCAGCUCCAUGCAGCUUCCGAUCCCUGCCUCCAGGGCAUCUUGCAACACACAGACCAGCUCUGCUCCUUGUGACACUAACCAUGAAAGCUCCCUCAAAGCACAAUCAAAGAUGGAUGAAGCCUGUGUCCAGAGCGCCUCAGAUCAUUACAAAAUGGGCAGCUGGUGGAAACAGGACCUGGAAACCCAUAGAGCUUCCUGUAGUCUCUUAGCUGUCACAGAGCCUGGAGCAGCUAUCAAAUCAGAUAAGAAGCCUUCUCUUGUUCUAAAUCAGCCAUAUUCCUACAGUCUGGUCACUACUAAGCAAAAAGCAGACAGCAGAGAUGGCAAACAGGCAGACAAAGUGCAGCUCGCAGGUUGGAAGGUUUCACAGGGUGCCAUAAGGAGUGGAAGAAGGAAAGGCAAACGAGUGAAGUCAUAAUACAACCUUGAUGAUCACCACAAAGACUUUUCACCUUGAUGUGAGGCAUCCCCUCCUCAUCAAUCAACUGGUCGGAUUCUUCUGACAGCUGCUGCUGAUUUUAUAAGUAACCGUUCCCACCCAGUGCUGUUGUCCUGCCACACCCUUUCUCUCCCUCUGUAAAACACCACAUUUCUCAAAAACGCUCACUCAAUAAUAAAUCUCUCAGGAAUUAUUGA
Messenger RNA from Thunnus maccoyii (southern bluefin tuna), 2780 nucleotides. RefSeq lists its product as uncharacterized. Bases 1 to 2562 code for a protein of 853 amino acids. The transcript has 16 exons. NCBI's taxonomy places the organism in Eukaryota, Metazoa, Chordata, Actinopteri, Scombriformes, Scombridae. The record is from RefSeq and is a predicted model, not a curated record.